Messenger RNA from Tripterygium wilfordii, 2295 nucleotides. Its product is annotated as subtilisin-like protease SBT3. The coding region runs from base 1 to 2295 and encodes 764 amino acids. The transcript has a single exon. Lineage: Eukaryota; Viridiplantae; Streptophyta; Magnoliopsida; Celastrales; Celastraceae. Gene Ontology annotation, biological process: proteolysis. The record is from RefSeq and is a predicted model, not a curated record. Gene Ontology annotation, molecular function: serine-type endopeptidase activity.
AUGGCUCCUCACAAUGCUCCCUUGUAUUUGUUGUGCUUUUCCUUAAUCACAAUCUUGCAAUCCACUUUAGCACAAUCCGACAACUAUAUCAUCCACAUGGACCCAUCAGCCACGCCGAAGGCCUUUUCAGAUAACCAUGGUUGGUAUCUGUCCACUCUUACCACAAUAUCCGAUAUUACCACCACCACCGCCACCAACAAAAUUCUUUCGUCAUCUAAACACAUCUACACUUACAAUCAUGUGAUGAAUGGUUUUAGUGCAAGUCUCACACCUUCUGAGCUUGAGGCCUUAAAAGGUACUCUUGGUUAUAUUUUUUCCGUCAAGGACUUGCCUGUCAAAAAACACACAACUCAUACAUCUGAAUUCCUCGGCCUGAAUCCCAAAUUUGGGGCAUGGCCAGCCUCAGAAUACGGGCGGGAUGUCAUUAUUGGGGUCGUGGACACUGGUGUUUGGCCUGAAAGUGAAAGCUAUAAUGAUCAAGGGAUGAGCGAAAUCCCAUCAAGAUGGAAAGGUACAUGUGAAAGUGGUACUCAAUUCAACUCUUCAAUGUGCAACAAGAAGCUAAUUGGAGCUCGUUACUUCAACAGAGGCCUAGUUGCACAGCUACAAAAAAAUGUGACCAUAGAAAUGAAUUCUGUGCGCGACACUGAUGGUCAUGGUACCCACAUCUCCUCCAUUGCCGCAGGAAACUAUGUUAAGGAUGCUUCAUAUUUCGGCUACGCAUCGGGAACUGCUAAUGGUGUAGCUCCUCGUGCACAUGUGGCCAUGUACAAGGCUCUAUGGGAGGAAGGUCCUUCUGUUACGUCUGAUGUAAUUGCUGCAAUUGAUCAUGCAAUAAGUGAUGGCGUAGAUGUGUUGUCCAUUUCUCUUGGAUAUCCUGGGGUUCCAUUGUAUUUAGAUCCUAUAGCCUUGGCCACAUUUGCAGCAAUGGAGAAAGGCAUAUUUGUGUCCACCUCGGCUGGAAAUAGCAUACCUUUUUUUGAGGAACUCCAUAAUGGCAUACCUUGGGUCCUAACCGUGGCUGCCGGUACAAUUGAUCGUCAAUUUGGUGCCAUCUUGAGUCUUGGAAACGGAGUGAAAAUCCCAGGCUCUGCUCUUUAUACAGGGGAUUAUAAUUCAACCCAAUGCCCAAUAGUAUUCUUGGAUGAAUGUAAGCACUCCAUUGAAUUGAAGAAAACUGGGGAAAAGAUCGUUGUGUGUGAAGAAAAGGACGAUAAUGUAUAUCUCAUCCAAGUGGGUAAGGUAAGGAAGGCCAAUGUCACAGGAGGUAUUUUUAUAACAAAUUCUACAGGACCGUUUCCCGAAUCCACAUUUCCUGCUGUAUUCAUGAAACCAAAAGAUGGUGAAACAAUCAAAGACUACAUCGAGAGAAACAAAGAACCAAAAGUAAGCUUGGAAUUCAAAAUUACAAAUCUUGGCGCGAAACCACGACCAACCGUUACAGACUUCAGCCUUACAGGACCAUCACAAAGCUGCCCAUUUGUAUUAAAGCCCGAUAUUAUGGCUCCCGGUGCGAGGGUCUUCGCUGCAUGGCCUUCGAACAUUCCGGUUGGCGUGCACAACUGGGAACCUUACUACACCAAUUUCAAUAUGCUAUCAGGUACAUCAGUGGCAUGUCCUCAUGUAGCAGGCGUUGCGGCUCUUUUGAAAUCGGCACAUCCCGAAUGGAGUCCUGCCGCCAUCAGAUCUGCCAUGAUGACCAGUGCUGAUGUGACGGACAACACGCAUUAUCCUAUUAAAGAAUCUAGUAACAAUUUAGAGAUAGCAUCUCCUAUUGUCAUGGGAGCCGGACAUGUCAAUCCAAAUAAAGCACUAGACCCCGGACUCAUUUACGAUGUGGGUGUGAAUGAUUAUGUGAAUCUUCUUUGUGGAAUGGGGUUCACAGCCAACCAAAUCCAAGCCAUCACAAGGUCAUCUACAACCAAUUGUUCUGCUCCAUCAUUGGACCUUAACUACCCUUCAUUCAUUGCAUUUUUUAAUGUGAAUGAUGACUCCAAAUCAGACAUGACAAUGGUGCAAGAAUUUCAGAGAACAGUGACGAAUGUGGGUGAGGGAAUGUCUACCUACAUUGCUAAGGUCCCGACAUUGGAGGGGCUUAAGGUCAGUGUCACUCCAGAGAAGUUGGUGUUUAAGGAGAAGAAGGAGAAGCAGAGUUACAAGUUGAGCAUUGAAGGUCCACAUUUGAUGAAACAAGAGCAGGUUUUUGGUUUUCUUAUCUGGGAAGAAGUUGGAGGUAAUCAUGUGGUGAAAAGUCCUAUAGUGGCCACAAACAUCAACUCGGAUAUUAUUGGUUAG